Molecule: messenger RNA, 5710 nt
Organism: Colias croceus (clouded yellow)
Lineage: Eukaryota; Metazoa; Arthropoda; Insecta; Lepidoptera; Pieridae
Gene: Cadps
Product: calcium-dependent secretion activator
Exons: 35
Coding region: 161-4390 (1409 amino acids)
Biological process (GO): dense core granule exocytosis; synaptic vesicle exocytosis
Source: RefSeq, a predicted model, not a curated record
CACACCGCACUGCCGGCGGACAGUGUGACAUUAGCCCGCACAGACCCGCCACGGCACCCCGCGUAAAUAAACUGUAAAUACCCAGUGUUUCCAAAUUUCAACGCCGAAUUGAUAUGGCAGAGACUCUGUCAUAAUCAGCGGACACUUCAAUUGAAUCAAAAUGAUCGACCCAAGCUCAUCUGAAGAGGACAGUGAUGAUGAACACAAGAAGCAGACCGCGAAAUUACCAGUUGUUCCUCCCGGUUCAUUGGCUGGUGGUGGCAGGCCAUCAGUGCGGGGUAAACCAGAAAUACCUCGGGGUUCUACUGCCGGGCUACCACCUGGCGCAAGUCCUCUAACUACUGCACCCCUCGCCGCCCCCCUCCACCCUGCAACCAGACAGAGGGAGGUGCAAGCCCUCGCCCCCCCACAACAUGCAUCGUUCCUUCGCAGGACGUCGACGGGGAGCGCAAGCUCUGGUGAGGCGCCGGCUCCAUCACCAAGCCCUUCUGGAACUAGCCAUUCAGAUAAAGAUCAGGAUCCGCAGGAAAAGAUCGAAAAGAUAGAAGAGGACAAGAAGAGAAGGUUGCAACUGUACGUAUUCGUUUCACGAUGUAUUGCGCAUCCGUUCAAUGCUAAACAGCCAACUGACAUGACGAGACGCCAUACCAAAGUGACUAUGCAUCAGUUGGAGACGAUACAAGCCAGAUUUCAGGCCUUCCUCAAAGGAGAAACGCAAAUCCUGGCUGAUGAAGCUUUCCAAAAUGCAGUUCAAGCCUAUUAUGAUGUUUUUCUGAAAUCUGAAAGAGUUGAGCAAAUGGUGAAAGCUGGUGCAUGUACCCAUAAUGAUUUCCGCGAAGUAUUUAGAAAUAACAUUGAAAAGCGUGUUAAUGAAUGCAUUUUCAAAUCUCAAGCUGAAAUAGAUGGUUUAACAAAAGACACGGUUGUAACAACAUGGUUGGCGAAGCUCGACUGCAUCAUGAAGGGAACGGGAAUACCAGGCAUACCAGGAGACGACGAGUCGAAGCGGCCGUCCCGCGCGCAGCAGCAGAGCCUCAACGCGGAGUGCAUCCUCAGCAAGGAGCAGCUGUAUGACAUGUUCCAGCAGAUACUAGGGGUCAAGAAGUUCGAGCAUCAGCUGCUUUUCAACGCGCUGCUUCUGGAUUCAGCUGAUGAACAAGCGGCAGCUAUUAGAAGAGAAUUAGAUGGCAGAAUGCAGAAAGUCAAUGAAAUGGAGAAGAAUCGCAAGUUGAUGCCGAAGUUUGUUCUGAAAGAAAUGGAGUCACUCUACAUAGAAGAACUGAAAUCUUCCAUCAAUAUGUUGAUGGGCAAUCUUGAGUCUCUGCCCGUCUCUAAGGGCGGGGCAGACUCAAAAUAUGGCCUCCAUAAAAUCAAGCGGUAUAAUCACAGAAAUGCUGGACCAGACCCGAGUCCAAGGUUGAGUAAGCAGCUAUGUUUCAGAUCACAAGGAUCUCUAGCGAACAAGUUAACUGGUGAAGGUGACAGCGGUGACGUCGACACACAGCUGACUAAAAUGGAUGUGGUUCUUACUUUUCAAAUUGAGGUAGUGGUUAUGGAAGUUAAAGGCCUUAAAUCUUUAGCGCCCAAUAGAAUUGUCUAUUGUACUAUGGAAGUAGAAGGAGGUGACAAACUGCAAACUGAUCAAGCUGAAGCAUCGAAACCAAUGUGGGAUACCCAAGGGGACUUCAGUACAACUCAGCCAUUACCAGCUGUCAAAGUGAAACUCUACACUGAGAAUCCAGGCGUCUUAGCAUUAGAAGAUAAAGAACUAGGAAAAGUUGUUUUGCGACCUACACCCUUAUCUAGCAAGGCACCAGAGUGGCAUCGCAUGACGGUACCGAAGAAUCUUCCUGAUCAAGAUUUAAGGAUCAAAAUAGCUUGUCGAAUGGACAAACCUCUGAAUAUGAAGCAUUGCGGCUAUCUUCACGUAAUCGGCAAAGCGGUCUGGAGGAAGUGGAAGCGAAGAUACAUGGUGCUGGUGCAAGUGAGCCAGUACACCUUCGCACUUUGUUCGUACAAGGACAAGAAGUCGGAACCCGCGGAGAUGAUGCAACUUGACGGGUUCACUGUUGAUUAUAUUGAACUGGCUAGUGCUCAACUUAUGGUCGGUCAAGAACUGGAAGGCGCGAAAUACUUCAUGAACGCGGUACGCGAUGGGGAAUCAGUUCUCUUGGGGGUGAGCGAUGAGAACGAAUGCCACUUGUGGGUGAUGGCGCUGUAUCGAGCUACGGGACAGAGCCAUAAACCCACACCGCCUACCACUUCGGAUACGCAUAUUAAGAUUAUGGGUGAUGCUGAUAAAGCUCGUAAGCAUGGAAUGGAAGAUUACAUCCAAGCUGAUCCUUGUCAGUUUGACCAUCAUCAACUGUUCUCGAUUCUACAAUCUCUUACGCUGAAGUAUCGUCUUCAGGAUCCUUAUUGUUCUUUGGGCUGGUUUUCCCCUGGCCAAGUUUUCGUCCUAGACGAAUACUGCGCAAGAUACGGAGUACGAGGAUGUUACCGACACUUGUGUUUCCUCUCCGAUUUGCUAGAUGUGGCUGAAAGUGCCACACAAAUGGUGGACCCGACUCUAAUGCACUAUUCCUUCGCAUUUUGCGCUAACCACGUACAUGGGAACAGUACGGCCACGUUGCCUGGCAGGCCCGACGGGGUGGGCAGCAUCACGGUCCAGGAGAAGGAGAAGUUCGCGGAGAUCAAGGAGCGCCUCAAGACACUGCUCCAGCAUCAGAUCACUAACUUUAGAUAUGCGUUCCCGUUUGGGAGGCCGGAGGGCGCUUUGAAGGCGACAUUAUUACUCUUAGAAAGAGUUCUAAUGAAGGAUGUUGUGACUCCAGUAGCACCAGAAGACGUUAGAACCCUGAUCCAAAACUGCUUGGAAAACGCCGCGUUACUUAACUAUACGACGUUAAGCCAAAAAGCUAAUAUCGAAGAGGAUCUACGAGGCGAUACAAUGGUGACGCCAGCGAAGAAAUUAGAAGAUCUGAUACGUUUGGCUGAACUUUGUGUUGAUCUGUUACAACAAAACGAAGAACAUUAUGCUGAGGUUUAUAACGCAAAAUCGGAAUCAACCGGUCAACAAAAUGCAUUCGCGUGGUUCUCCGACCUUCUUACGGAGCACGCGGAAAUAUUCUGGGCAUUAUUCGCCGUUGAUAUGGACAGGGUUUUAGCUGAACAACCACCAGACACUUGGGAUUCAUUCCCGUUGUUCCAAAUACUUAAUGACUAUUUGCGCGCCGAGAGUAAGAUGAAAGAAACCCUAAGAAACGGUCGGUUCCACGAACAUUUGCGGGACACAUUCGCGCCACUUGUGGUGCGAUAUGUUGAUCUGAUGGAGUCGUCUAUUUCGCAGUCAUUGCAUAAAGGCUUCGAAAAGGAGCGCUGGGAAAUUAAAGGAAACGGCUGUGCAACAAGCGAAGAAUUAUUCUGGAAGUUAGAUGCUCUACAGAGCUUCAUCCGCGACCUGCAUUGGCCAGAACCAGAGUUUCGUUCGCACCUGGAACAGCGGCUCAAACUGAUGGCCAGCGAUAUGAUGGAGACCUGCAUACAGAAGACUGAAGCUGCUUUCCAGUCAUGGCUGAAGAAAAGCGUGACAUUCAUGUCAACUGACUACAUCAUACCGGCUGAGAUCUGCGCCAUGGUGAAUGUAGCACUUGACGCUAAGAACCAAGCGCUGAAGCUGUGUGCUGUGGAAGGCGUGGAUAUCUACCAGUACCAUGCUAAAAUGGAUGCCCAGAUCGAGACGUGUCUGCAUGCAAUGGCGACCGGCAUGACCACGAGACUCUCUGCUGUGUUGGAGGCCACGCUUGCUAAGAUCGCGCGCUUCGAUGAAGGAAGUUUGAUCGGGUCUAUUCUUACCAUCGCGAAUGUUUCUGGAUCGGGGAAGGACAUCGGCCAGGGAUACGUUAACUUUAUGAGGAAUUCCAUGGAUCAGAUUAGAUCGAAGGUGACAGACGAACUGUGGAUACUGCAGCUGUUCGAGCAGUGGUACGGCGUGCAGAUGAAUCUCAUCGGCAACUGGCUGCAGGAGCGCCCCGCACUGCACCCGCAGCAAGUCGCCUGCUUGUCUAUUGUUGUUAAGAAAAUGUACAGCGACUUCGAACUCCAAGGCGUGAUAGACGACAAGCUGAACUCCAAGACCUACCAAGCUGUUGCUGCUCGCAUGCACACUGAAGAAGCAACAUGCAGCUUGUUGCUCGCGCAACAGGAUACAGGCGGCGGAGACGAAGGAUCAGAAGAUGGUUCCAAGGCUGGAAAGUCCAAAUUGGAAUCACUUACAGAAGACGCGAAGCUUGGAAAUGUGUCUGCUGUGGUCGGGAAGAUGGGCAACAUGUUCGGGCGCGGGAUCGGCGAGUUGUCCACAAAGUUGGGAGGCGCUUCAUCUUGGUUUUAGCGUUUUAACGUUCCACAAACACAUUAUUAUGUCAUGUUCCAUUCCUUUGCAUUUCGUGGCGUAAUGUGAUCGAGACAUUAUUUAUUUUUAAAUUUCGAAAGUCGUUGUUAUUCGACUCACUGUGAUGUCAAAAUUCUAACAUUCCUUUGCAUUCAUCUAAUUCGCGCCAUUUUGAAGUAUUCCGCGCAAAAUGGCGGCACUUAAUCGUAAGCGAACGUAGCUUAGUUUAUCUAGUAUUAAAGUAGAUUUUAUUUUAUAAAAAGCUUUAUGUACAGUUACCUAGUGAAUUCGUUUGGAGCAAAUAAUAUGUAUUAGGUGUGAAUAUAAGAGUAGUAUUUGAUAUCACAAUAAUUGAGUAUAAAAAUAUUAAUUAGAUGUGGAAGCAUAUUAUUACAUAAUAUUAUUAUUAUAAAGUAACACAUGCAGUGCUAACAAUAAUAAAACAUAUCGCUUUGUGCAAAAUAUAAUAACUUCGUUAUAAUCCAUGAUAAACGGUAUUUACAAAAAUAUUAUAAUUAUUUAACAUGGUAACAAUUUAUUGGGUCGGUGACGAGAAUGAAUGAAGAAAAUAUUAUAUUUUAUUUUAUCUGUUUUCUCUUGAAUAUUCUAUCUAAUUUAUUAAUCCUUGUAAUGAAAACUGUUUUGCUCAUCGAUAGAUAUAGCUGUAAACGUUUUUAAUAGUAAUUAAAUGACAAUUUUCAACGCUACCAUUUUCUAUUCUAUAAAAUCAAUAUUUUUCUAACGUAAGUAUUAACAAAUUUUGAAACAUUCUUUUAAAUCCUCCUAGCAUACUUACUUAAAUUCAAAACAGUUCAAAUUCGUAUAUUUUUAAAAGGUUCACGGUUGAGCUAUGGCGCGAAAUAUUUAGUAAAUGUCAACGUAAUCAGAGUCCUGUGAUGCCAGUUAUAAAAUUACAAAAGUAAUGGGGAAAAACCAUUUAGUAUUGGCCUUUUCAAAAUAAACGAAUGUUUAAUAAUGUUUUGCUGUAGUGUAAAACUCAAUAGUUUCAAAUUCUCUAUUCUUAUAGAUCUAUUUUUAAAUAGAUCAAAUUUAGUCAUCAGUUUUACGACGUACCUAAUAAAAAAUAAUUAAUCUAGUUACAUUUGUUAACAAAAAAUACUAUUCUUCUACGCUAUUAAAGUUAUAAAUUUUGAAUGACUAGCGAAAAUUUAAAAAAAUCUUAGAUAAAAUGUUACUCUUUAAAAUAGCGGUUAGAUACGCUGAUUUGCCUCUAUAACUUAUUUGAAAUGGCUCGUGGGGUUUAUGACUCAUAUCAUUUCAUGAAACGAACAUUUUAUGUAUGUAUAUGCUUUUCGAUAU